Hypomesus transpacificus is the source of this 2238-nucleotide messenger RNA. RefSeq names its product 5'-nucleotidase domain-containing protein 2-like. Lineage: Eukaryota; Metazoa; Chordata; Actinopteri; Osmeriformes; Osmeridae. Bases 98 to 1894 code for a protein of 598 amino acids. The record is from RefSeq and is a predicted model, not a curated record. The transcript has 14 exons. Gene Ontology annotation, molecular function: 5'-nucleotidase activity.
UAUGUUACUUUCGCAGAAUUAGUUUUCUUCUGAGCGCACCAAACAGAGUUUUUAUCGAAACAUAUCAAGCUCGCCAAUCACUAAUUGGUAAUCAAUCAUGGCCUUUAAGAAACUGGGUACUUCUCUGAGCCGUGCGUUAUGGAACAACGGUAGCAGAACACCGCCUCCUGCGAGAUCAAAGAAAAGUAACUGUGUUUUCACAAUAUGCGAUGAAUAUUCUGGGUUCCAGAGAGCAGAAGAGAAGAAAUGUGAAGGCUGUGAAUCAGGUUCGUGCAGGUCGGAUCCAGCGGUGUUGUCACCCAGCGCUCCCUCCGCACCUGCCGUUCACAGCCUCAAGCGACCCGAGGAGCCUGUCGCUGUGUUAGGACGAUCGUACUCGUCUACAGCCCUAAAAGUGGAUCAUAAGACAUACUUGUGGGCUCGUUAUAAUGAGAUGAAACGUCUUGUGCAUGACCUGAUUCCUCCAGGUGUUUGUAACCUGCUCAAUUCUUCCACCAUUUAUGCCAACAAUGAGGUGAGCCUGGCAGAGGUGGACAUAUAUGGCUUUGACUAUGAUUACACUCUGGCCCUCUACUCCAACGCCCUCAACACCAUGAUCUUCAACACCGCCCGGGACUUCCUCGUCCAACACUACAAGUACCCUGAAGGUAUCAGCAAAUAUGAUUACAUCCCAAACUUUGCUGCACGGGGGCUUCACUAUGAUAUUCAAAAAGGACUCCUGAUGAAGAUAGAUGCUUUCCAUUACAUUCAGAAAGGAACAGUCUACAGGGGCCUGAGGCCAGUGCCAGAUGAAGAGGUCCUGCAGCUCUAUGAGGGGACUCACCAUGUCCCUCUCCAUCAAUUCAGUGGCUUCUAUGGAAAGGGCCCCAAAAUGAAGCAGUUCAUGGACAUCUUCUCCCUCCCAGAGAUGACCCUCCUUGCAGUGGCAAAUGAUUUCUUCAUAUCCAACAACAUAGAAUAUGAUCCAAUUCACCUCUACAAAGAUGUUUCAGAUGCAAUUGGAAUGGUUCACAUAAAAGGCUACAUGUACAAAUGGAUCAUGCAAGACCUGGAGAAGUACAUUCUGAGAGGGGAGGAGACAUAUGCUGUACUGCACCGCCUAGUCAGUCAGGGGAAGAAACUGUUCCUCAUCACCAACAGUCCCUUCAGCUUUGUGGACAAAGGGAUGAUGUACAUGGUAGGAAAGGAUUGGAGGGACUUUUUCGAUGUGGUUAUCGUUCAAGCAGAUAAACCCCACUUCUUCAAUGAUUGUGUCAAACCGUUCAGGCGCUUGGACGGGAACGGGGACCUCCAGUGGGACAAAAUUAACAGUUUAGACAAAGGACAGGUCUACAAACAAGGGAACCUGUAUGACUUCCUUAGACUGACAGGAUGGAGGGGGUCCAGAGUUCUUUACUUUGGAGACCAUCUGUAUAGUGACCUCGCCGACCUGAUGCUGCGUCAUGGCUGGCGUACUGGAGCCAUAGUGCCUGAGCUGGAACUGGAGACUAAGGUGGUGAACACCGAGCAGUAUGCCCAGAGCCUCACCUGGCUCCAGGCUCUCACAGGCCUGGUGGAGCGCAUGCAGAUGUACCGAGAUCCAGAGUCUAUGGUGGUGCUCCAGGACUGGCUGAUGGAGAGAGAGGAGCUCAGGGCAAUGACAAAGAACCUUUUUAAUCCUCAAUUCGGCAGCAUCUUCCGCACCUGUCAUAAUCCAACCUACUUCUCCAGGCGUCUGUGUCGCUUUUCAGACGUGUACAUGGCCUCCAUCAGCUGCCUGUUGAACUAUGACCUGUCCUACACAUUCUACCCUCGUCGUACCCCGCUGCAGCACGAGGCGCCCCUGUGGAUGGACCAACUGUGCACUGGCUGCAUGAAGACCCCCUUCCUGGAGGAGAUGGCUCACAUCCGCUAAGCAGCAGAUGGCUGACACCAUGAACAGUUAGACCUAUAGCCCACUAGAGGGCCAUGUAGAUUGGUGUGAGACCAAGGUACUCCUGUGUGCACAGUUUCAUUGCCUACAAAAAAAAAGCCUGAUUUCGAAAAACUUGUUUGCAUGUUUGCACAAAGGAAGUCUUUAUAGAAUCGGUCUAUUUUUGUAGGCAAGUCAAAGUACAGUAUUGACCACCUCCAUUAGAGUACAAAUGUAAUCAGAUAUAGCAGAUACAAGUGUCAUAGUGUAGUCUGCAAAUUUAGGCCGCCACAACAAACCGUCUUGUGACGCUAAGACGUAACCUAUCCAAAGAUGAACCGGUAUUG